AUCGCGCGCCCCACCCCCCCUUCCCAAGGGACCACCCAGCCCGAGCGAGAGCGAGAGCGGACCGGGGCAUUAAAGGCAUGGCUGGCUCGACGGGAUGCGCCUCGGCUGGCUGGUGGGCUGCUGCUGCGGCGCGAGGGCUCCUCCUGGCGCCCCUGCUCUUGCUGCUGGGCUCUUUCCCGGACCCGGAGGCGCAGCUGCGGCUGCCAACACCCAGGGGAUGGGAGCAGCCCUUGGGCCCACCUUGGGGACGCCCCAAGUGGCCACGUUUUGUGGAAAACUGGUCCUCCAUCUCAACGUCCAGACAGGCCACUGGGAGCCUGAUGCCAUCGGUACUCGGACCUGCUUUCAUAACACUGAGGAGAUCAGGAGCUACUGCCAGGAGGUAUAUCCAGAGCUGCAGAUCACAAAUGCUGUGGAAGGUACACAGCCAGUUACUAUAGACAAGUGGUGCAAGAAGGGACGCUCAUCAUGCAGAGGCCAGAUGCACAUUGUGGUACCCUACCAGUGUCUUGUGGGUGAGUUUGUGAGCGAAGCACUUCUUGUACCAGACAAGUGCAAAUUCCUGCACCAAGAGAAAAUGGACUCCUGUGAGACCUACUUGUAUUGGCAUAGUGUGGCUAAAGAGGCCUGCAGUGGUGAACAUCUUGAGCUACACAGCUACGGCAUGCUACUGCCUUGUGGAGCUGACCGUUUCCGAGGUGUAGAGUAUGUGUGCUGCCCCUCACGCCCACCAGCCAUCAGGGUGGAGCAAACUACGGAGGGUCCCCCAGUGGUUGCCCAUUUAAGGGAGGAAGCCCUGCGCAGCAACAAAGUACCAACAGGGCGUAUUCCCACAGAGGAAGAAAGCUUGGAAUUGGAGGAAGACAGGAAUGUGGAUGAAGAAGAGGAAGAGGAGGUGGAGGAGGAGGAGGAGGAAGAGGAGGAGGAGGAAGAGGAAGAAGAGGAAGAGAUUCCUGGAGAGAGUGCUCCUGACUCUAACCGUUUCCGUACUGCCUGGGAUGACUAUUAUGUGGAACCAGGGUACUAUGAUGACAGCAUCACUCAAACCACUAUCACCACUACAACUCAGACCACAGAAGAAGAUGUCAAAGUGACUCCAACCCCUCGCCCAACGGACGGGGUGGAUGUUUAUUUUGAGAUGCCUGGAGAUGGGAAUGAACACGCCAACUUCCUGCGAGCCAAGAUGGACCUGGAGGAGCGGCGCAUGAAACAGAUCAAUGAGGUGAUGAAGGAAUGGGCUGAAGCUGACAACGAAGCCAAAAACUUGCCUAAAACAGACCGACAAGCCUUGAACGAGCACUUCCAAUCUGUCCUCCAGACACUGGAAGAGCAGGUGGCCGGAGAGCGCCAGCGGCUGGUGGAGACCCACCUGGCCCGUGUAGUAGCACUGCUGAAUGAUAACCGUCGUGCAGCACUGGAGAACUACUUGACUGCUGUUCAGAACGACCAUGCCCAGCCUGACCGCAUCCUGGCAGCUCUGAAGAGAUACGUACGGGCCGAACAGAAAGAUCAGCGCCACACUCUCCGCCAUUACCAGCACGUGGCAGCGGCUGAUCCUGAAAAGGCUGAACAAAUGAAGUUCCAGGUGUAUACUCAUCUCCAUGUCAUUGAGGAACGGAUGAACCAAAGUCUUGCGUUGCUGUACAAGAAUCCCCAGCUAACUCAAGAGCUCCGAGGAGACAUAGAGGAGCUCCUGCGAUCCGAACGGGUGUCCACUAAUGACCUUCUUACUACCUCCAUCUCCGAGACCCGCACCACAGAAGAGUUCCUACCCAUGGACAGUGGCGAGGAUCUAGCUGCUGAGAGCCAUGAUGGAGAAGAUUCUGAAUCGGCUGACAAGAAAGCUUCAGGGCUGGCAGAAUACGACUAUCCAACUAGUGACAAAGCCCUGCUGUAUGAGUAUGAACAUAAGGUCAAUGUGUCUGCCUCAGAUGUCAAAGGCAUGGUGUACAAGUCCCAAGAAAUACAACGGGAUGAACUGGAGCCUGACACCUUGGUAACCAUCAACCGAGGGGCCCUGAUUGGACUCCUCAUCGUAGCGGUGGCUGUUGCCAUGGUGAUUAUCAUCAGCCUCCUGAUGGUUCGCCGAAAGCCAUAUGGGACCAUCAGUCACGGCAUUGUUGAGGUGGAUCCCAUGGUUAGCCCGGAGGAGCGGCAGUUGAACAAAAUGCAAAACCAUGGCUAUGAAAACCCCACAUACAAAUUCUUUGAAGAGAUGAACUGAGUUCCUUGGGGCUGGGGCUUGUGGCAUGACCGGGGUGGUGGGCAUGACCAUGUGGAUGGAGGGGUUGGCAUGAAGAACGGGAGGAGGGUGUUUUCCACUCAGAGCCCUUCUCUUUUUCUAUGCCCCGUCUGAGCUUCGCUCCUACCACCUCAUCCGCCUUCUUUUUGUUCUUCCAUUUGCCAUCCUGCUUCAUAUUUUCUGGGUUUUCUAGCUAUUGCUAUUAGCCUACUACUUGCCAUUUCUCCCACUUCUUCCAUUUCACUUCUCAAGGUCUAAAAUGCCUGUAUCAACACACGCAUCAUGGUUGCGUUCACACAACACGCUUAACCAGCUUUCUUACAAACCUAGGGGCUACCUUUGCUGAAGCACUCGGCUUGAUUCAUUUUAAUCUUGCGUUGUGUUUUUUUUUUAGGGCUUAGCAUGUUGGGCAAACACAUCCGAUUCAUUUUCAGAUUUGAUGUACUGUGGAAACCCAACCGCAUUGGUUAAUUCAGUCAUCUAGUUCAGCAUGUUGUGUGAACCGAGGCAUUCCCACCAAGCUGCCAGCAUCAGGUUUCAACUCUUGUAUUUUAAGCCAACUCAUCUCAAUGGGUAAACUGCAUGUUGUGGAGAGAAACAGUUGAAUCUGCAGACUCAACAUGCAGUUAUGGAGGCACCAAAUGUCACACCAUACACCCUUAUAACCUGUAUGCUCCAAUUAGUAACCAGUGCUCAUUGUGCAACUUUCACACGUGCAUCUUCCUAACUCACCUGGGGCCAAAUCUUAUGUUAAAAUGACAGCCCAUAACUCAGUAUCCCCACAAAAAACACAUCAUCACCAAGCCCCUAGAGACACUCAUCAUGUGGUUUUCCACAAAGCAGCAGACCCUACAUCAUGGCACACAUUUGUAACUCCACUUUGCAGGAUUCUGUUGAAAAAUGGAACACUUCCACCAUACCUGUCAGACAAGGGUUACCAUUGUACGCUAGAAUUGCCCAUUGCUAACCUAGCUUGCCUCUGGCAUCGAAACCCGACUCCACCUUCACUUGCUUGCCUUUUUCUAUCUCUGUUUAUCUUCUGCUUCUUUACUACACUGAACUCUUCACUCCUUGCACCUAAUUUAUUGGAAAGCCAGCUAAAGGCUGAGUAGAUUGGGAGAAGAUAGCAUCCAUCAGCACUUUACUUGACUAGUUUGGAGAGGGGAGAUACAAAGAUUGAAGCUCUUUUUCUACACAGACACAUCUGUUCCUUCCACUUCCCCCCUCGCACUACGUAGAGCAUAAAAAGCAGGUUUGCUGAAACAGACUUUGGCUACGUUCACACAGUUCAGUUAACCAGUCCAGUUACAAACCUAACAGCAGCUGAAUGCACACAAUAUGCUAAGCUGAAUUUAAGUUGUUGGUUUAUAUUUCUUUUUGGUAGCUUAACAAGUUGUGUGACUCAUCAUUUUACGGUUUGGUGAUUUGCGCAAGCCCCCACCCCCAAAAAACAGGUUAAUUCAGGAACAAAAUUAAGCUUCUUGUGUGAGCACAGCCCAUAAGGCUGAUCCUUCUCCCGGCCCAGAUAUUCUGAAGCUGGGAAGUUAAGUUCCAUUGUAGGGCUAAGCUCAUAAGCAUAUAUGCUUCUUUGUUGUUGUUUUGUUUCUUACAUUGGAAAGUUUUUCUUCCAGUAGCAAUUUGCCACAUGUCUUGAUCACUUUGCAAAAGUAUCUUCUGAGAUCAACCAUCUCAGCAAACCCAAAUGGGGGAAGGUAGGGGGCCAAUUGGACCAUCUCUGGUGCCAUCUCUGCCAAAUGAUCUGUAAUUCCUAGCAACUACUAGACGGAAUGGUGUGUGGAGUAAUAGUCCUAUUGCUGCCUUUGGACUGAACCAUUUUGCUAUGGCGGGGGGAAGGGAGUUGGACCAAGGAAGAUACCUUUACUACCAGGGUUCCUGAGAUCACUUAGAAGAGGUAACCUUAGAGAUGCUUUUAUCUUGGUUCCCCUUAAGCCAUAAUCCAGCCUUCUCCAAUCUGGGUGCCCCAGAAUCCCUUAGCCAACAUUGCUGAAAACUCUGGGAGUUGAAAUCCACACAUUCUCGAGGAUGGCCAAAUUGGAGAACCAUCAAAAUUUGGAAGGGACCAUUCAAACCUGCUGCGUGCAGAAAACUCACACCGAAGCAUCCCUAACAGAUGAUGAUAAAACCUAUGCUUAACUACAUCCAGCAAAUGCGAACAUUAGCACCUCUUUGGUGAGGCUGGGAUAAUUAGUUUGGACAGGCAUAGAAAUCACUUGGGCUAAGAACCACAUUGGAGAGAGAAAUGGGAUCCAUUCUUUUUUUUUCAUGUUCACCUAGUGAAGAAAGUUAUUUCCAGACUGAAAGAUCUGCAGGUGUGGGAGGCCCUCAUCCCUCACAACCGGCCUACUCCAUCUGUGAGAAAAAAAGAAUGUCAGGAUUUCUGCCUUGAAUGUCUUCUGUGUUUCAUAGUUACCUUGUCAUGCCCUGUCCUGUUUACCAUUUAGAUCUUGUUCGUUUUUAAGCUGAGGUUUUUUGAAAUCGAAAGGCAACGUCAGAAAGACAAGGCAGGAGAUGGAAUUCAAUUGCCAGCCCUCCCACCAAACUAAUAAAAUAUUGUCACUUCUCUAA
Messenger RNA from Pantherophis guttatus, 4828 nucleotides. RefSeq names its product amyloid beta precursor like protein 1 (gene APLP1). Gene Ontology annotation, biological process: central nervous system development; axonogenesis. Lineage: Eukaryota; Metazoa; Chordata; Lepidosauria; Squamata; Colubridae. The record is from RefSeq and is a predicted model, not a curated record. Gene Ontology annotation, molecular function: alpha-2A adrenergic receptor binding; transition metal ion binding; alpha-2C adrenergic receptor binding. Gene Ontology annotation, cellular component: Golgi apparatus; plasma membrane.